AUGAUAAUUUUAGAAAAAAUUCUCACUUCCGUUGUCGUCUUCUUCCUCUUAACUGCACCAUCCACUGCGGAUAUCAUAUCUCUGAAUCUCUAUUCUGAUAAUCGACAUAUGAUAUUUUUCUCGGAUUUCGAAUUCUCACAUGCCGGUUACGUAUCCUUCGAUAUAUCUUCCCUGACGGUCAACUCCUCCACCUCCUUCGAUCCUACGCAUAGUGGUUUCGUCCUUCAACGGCGUGAGGUGCAAGACCAGCAAAACACUAGUAUUUGCCCUUUGGAUUUCAAAUUAAACUCAACCGUCUUUACUUUCCAAGAUCUUUCCCAUGCGUUCAACAAAUCAUACCCUGUCACACAUCCGGGUAUGAACUCACUUUUCUUUGUCAAUUGCAACGGCGAAGGCGAAUCCUUUGUGACUACGGCCGGCCGUGCAGAGCUCUACAACAUGGAUGAUGGGUUUUGGAUAAAGAACAAACGAUGUUUUCACGGGAUCCAUUCACUCAUGGGUACUCCUCAUGGAUUCGAUGGCUUAUUUUACAUAUUUCAGCUUAUCAGGACUGUGCUUUUGUUUACCGUGAUCACGUUGAUCGGUACUGGAUGGUGUUUGUGGAAGCCGUAUUUGGAAGAAUGUGAAAUAGUGAUUUUGAUUUUUGUGAUCGUAGUUCAGGUUGUGCCUAUUUGGGAUUGUGGUUUUUUUAUACGUGCUCUUUACGAGGUUUCUUGUUCGUGGAUUAUUUCCCGCAUGGGUGAAUUAUGGGGUACAGGAAAUCGGUAUUCUUGUGGGUUCCAUCUUUAUCCCCCUUCUUCAUCUCUUUUGGCUCCUAUGGCAUCUUCAAGUUCAUCGAAUUAUUCGAACAUUUCGAAGAGCAGGAGCACAAUUGAUUAUGCCCACCCUUGUCACUGUGAGAAGCCUUCCCAAGUUUGGACCUCAACUACGACUAAUAAUCCGGGUAGAAAGUUCAGAGUAUGUCGUAACUCACUAGAUAAGAAGAAGAAGAAAUGUGAUUUCUGGGAAUGGGUCGAUCAAAAUGAAGAACUAAUAAAAGAAGACAACACUGAAGUCAAGAUAUCAAUAUUGGAAAAUAAUUUUUGGACACAUAAGAAAGUUUGGUUAACUAAAAGUCUUGUGUUGGAAUUGAUUUAUUGGUUACUGCUUAAUACUGAAAUGGAAUCAUUGAUUCCUGAAAUGGAAUGGAUUUAUUAG
Messenger RNA from Lactuca saligna, 1197 nucleotides. Lineage: Eukaryota; Viridiplantae; Streptophyta; Magnoliopsida; Asterales; Asteraceae. The record is from the annotation of a GenBank genome assembly.